Molecule: messenger RNA, 1991 nt
Organism: Theileria parva strain Muguga
Lineage: Eukaryota; Apicomplexa; Aconoidasida; Piroplasmida; Theileriidae
Exons: 1
Coding region: 175-1926 (583 amino acids)
Source: RefSeq, a predicted model, not a curated record
GUUAUAUAUUAAUCCUGUAUUGUUAUUUUUAACUUUCAAAAUAUUACAAUAGUAACUCAGAUCCUAGCACUCAAAUCUACAUAUCGCAUUUCCCUUAUUUAGAUCUCGAUAUUCUUAAUUCACUUUAUUUAUUCAGAAUUUUUAUCAAUUACAAAUUUCUCAAUAUUUUUAAGAAUGGCUACUAUUCCUGAUGUCAACUUUAAUUCGGAUCUCGGUACACAGGAUUCAAUUCUCACAGUUUUCUCAAAUACCGAGAAAGUUGAAUCUUGUGAAUCAGACCACGAAAGUGUAGCGUCUGAUGAUUCUACUUCUAUCUCCAAUUCUAUUGAAUCAAAACUUUCAAUCUCUGAGGAGUCACAAACUGAUCAACAGGUAACAAACGCUCCUGUUACUACUGUUAUCUUCACUCGUGUUGACGAAAGGGAGUUGAAAACACAACUUAACUCUUUUUAUCUACACCUUCUUAAAAAUAAUUAUAAUAAACCGUUUCUACCUGGUGACCCUAGUUUUCACCCUGUUAAUGAUCCCAUAUACGGCACUCAAAACCCCUCAAUUACCGGAAAUUUAUUAUAUUUGUACGAAUGCAUUAUUAGAAAAAGAGUCGAACUUAUGAUAGAUAAGGGGAAAGAAAGAACUCUGAGUUUUGAAGACAAACUGUUAUUAACACAUCAGGUGAAAAGGGCUCCUGAGCAUCUAAUUUGUGAAAGGGGGAAGGAUUUGUUAAUCAAGCUCAUCAACAAUCCAAUGAGUUCAAUAGAAUUUGAGGAAUCAUCCGACGUCUUAAGAAAACAUAUUUAUCAUUUUAUCGUUCACUACUUAAAUGAAAAACUAAUAACCGUUUCAAAACGUAAUAAUCUUAAGGACAAUAAUCCUAAGGACAAUAAUCCUAAGGAUAAUAAUCUUAAGGAUAAUAAUCUUAAGGAUAAUAAUCUUAAGGAUAAUAAUCUUAAGGAUAAUGAUAUUGAGGAUGAGGAGUUUGUGUUUUUUGGGAGAUUGAUAAGUGAAGAAGAACAUUUGGAGAUACAGAAAAAAAUAUAUGUAUUGAUUGAGGUGACUAUAGUGAAGAAUUUUAGAACUUAUAUUGAGGACAAAUAUGAAAAACAUUUCAGUGGCGUUAAAUAUGCUGACAUUCACGAACAUAUUAAAAAUAGGCUGAAUGAAAUGUACUCAGUUGACUUGGAACAAGAAAAUAAUACCGAUGGUCAAUCUAUGCACAAUCGUAUUACGUCUAAAAUUCCAACUUCUAAAAAGCCACAAACUACUCACUCGGUGAUAAAUACUCCUGUUACUCCCAUUGACUACAGUCCCGAGGAACAAGAAUUAAGUGCACAACUAGAGUCUGUGUAUCACCUAGUGUUUACGAAGUUUUACAAUCAAGCAUUAAUAAAAAACCCCUUCCUUUUCUCAGCUUAUUUGGAUGAUUUUUUGUGUGAUAUUCGAGAUUUAGUUCCAAAGUUAAUACUAGAAGAUGACGAAGAAUAUACUGAAUGUAGCGCAAUUUGGGUAGUACAUAACAUUACCAAAAACCUUUUAAACGCCGAGGAUAAGAAAAGAUAUGUAGACGAGCUUAAAAAUACUCCCGAGCAUCUAAUUGACCAGGAGGAGAAGGAUUUAAUAAUAAAGAAUUAUGCUGAAUGCCUUUUAAAAUCCGAACCACAGCUUUAUAGAGCGGAAAUUGAGAAGUUGUUACUUAAAAUUAAGGCUCAUAUUGACGAUAUAACAAUUAACUAUUUAAGUGAACGCAUUUUGGGCUUUUCAAGAGAAUUUAUGAAUGAAUUUAAGGUUGGGAAAGAGUUUGAGUUUUUCAAUAAUUUAAUCACUCAAAAAGAAAAUUUCAAUGUCGAGGAUAAAAUAUACUAUACGAUUUUAGAAAUUAUGGAGAAGAAAGUACUAGGAUCCGAUGAAGAUAUUAAAAUAUUGCGGUAAAAAUUUCAAAUACUAAAGUAUUCCAAUAACUAUUGCAAAAGUGUGUAUCUCCUCAGAAACGAACU